Molecule: messenger RNA, 2433 nt
Organism: Leptonychotes weddellii (Weddell seal)
Lineage: Eukaryota; Metazoa; Chordata; Mammalia; Carnivora; Phocidae
Source: RefSeq, a predicted model, not a curated record
GCCGGGCCCCUCCGCCCCCUUCGCCGUGACGAAUCGGCGCCCGGCCUGGAGAGGGCCCACGUUCGGGGGGGGUUUGAAGAUCGUAUGGGGCCUGAAAAAAAUCCCUGACCGGACGAAGCAUCAUCGCGUCCUCACCUGGAGGUUUAUUUUUUAAAAAGAGCCCGGUGAGGCCUGGCAAGCAAUUAAGAAGAGUGUGGAAAGUGCGAGUGCGGACGCUCCGGACGCGAGGGGCGGGGCGUGCGCGGGACAAAGGGAAACGAGGCCGGAGCUGCGGGCGCUUUUUCUGCCCGCGGUGUCUCAGAUUCAUUCUUAAGGAACUGAGAACUUAAUCUUCCAAAAUGUCAAAAAGACCAUCUUAUGCCCCACCUCCCACCCCAGCUCCUGCAACACAAAUGCCCAGCACACCAGGGUUUGUGGGAUACAAUCCAUACAGUCAUCUCGCCUACAACAACUACAGGCUGGGAGGGAACCCGGGCACCAACAGCCGGGUCACGGCAUCCUCUGGUAUUACGAUUCCAAAACCCCCAAAGCCACCAGAUAAGCCGCUGAUGCCCUACAUGAGGUACAGCAGAAAGGUCUGGGACCAAGUAAAAGCUUCCAACCCUGACCUAAAGUUGUGGGAGAUUGGCAAGAUUAUUGGUGGCAUGUGGCGAGAUCUCACUGAUGAAGAAAAACAAGAAUAUUUAAACGAAUACGAAGCAGAAAAGAUAGAGUACAAUGAAUCUAUGAAGGCCUAUCAUAAUUCCCCCGCAUACCUUGCUUACAUAAAUGCAAAAAGUCGUGCAGAAGCUGCUUUAGAGGAAGAAAGUCGACAGAGACAGUCUCGCAUGGAGAAAGGAGAACCGUACAUGAGCAUUCAGCCUGCUGAAGAUCCAGACGUGCAGAAGAUAGCAAAAACUAUUGUUUAUGAGAAUCUUUAUACUCAGAAUGCAGGAAAGUUGUGCGGUUUGAAAGUCGAAGUGGACAUGGAAAAAAUUGCCGCCGAAAUUGCACAGGCGGAGGAACAGGCUCGAAAACGGCAGGAGGAAAGAGAGAAAGAAGCAGCAGAGCAAGCUGAACGCAGUCAGAGCAGCAUGGUUCCUGAGGAAGAGCAAGCUGCUAGUAAGAGCGAGGAGAAGAAGGACGACGAGAGCAUCCCGAUGGAGACAGAGGAGACACACCUUGAAGAAGCAACGGAAAGCCAACAGAAUGGUGAAGAAGGCACAUCUACUCCUGAGGACAAGGAGAGCGGGCAGGAGGGGGUGGACAGUAUGGCUGAGGAGGGGACCAGUGACAGUAACACUGGCUCAGAGAGCAACAGUGCCACAGUGGAGGAGCCGCCCGCAGACCCCGCGCCGGAAGACGAGAAGAAAGAAUAAAUGUUGCCUUGUUUUAUGUGUUCUAAAUACUUUUUUAAAUGGAAAAAAAAAGAUGUUUUUUGAGUUUUAAUGGUGUUAUGUGGUUUGUGUAUUAAUAUUUUUCUUGUCCAUAUCGCACCACCAAAGGCUUUUGGACCAUUUAGCAUCACAAGCCAAAUGGCACCUUCCCCUUUCUUAAGCCUUUGUGAAGAUGGUUCUUUUCUUUGGGUCUUAUUUCUAGCCCUCAACUCCUGAAAGUCUCAGAAUUUAAAUUAACCGAGAAAACGCCCACCUCUUUUAGAGAGUUAGCCUUUGAUGCUGCACAAUCGACUCUUCCAGAUGCCUUCCUACAGCUCACUGGGAUGCUUACCAAAGCCAUAGCUUUAAACCUCCCAGUCCCCAUCAACAGCUUCCCGAAAGUCCCCUUUCCUGUAUACUUCCACAAAGAGUAGUUUCUUGAAAACGUAAUCAUGUAUGAGUAUAUAUUUGUUCAUUUACCCUUUUUUAUUUUUAAUCAGUGUCGGAUACCAAGAGUUGUGUUAAGGAUUGACUACAACUAAGCUUGGAUCGUAUUGAUCCAGAAAUAGUCUCCAUUGUUCGAGUAGUUACCAGCUUAUGAAGUAGUCAUUAAAAUGAACAUGGCACAUACACAUUAUGUAUACUCCUUUUUGUUAUAAUUCAUACUGGGUGUGUUCUGAUAAAUUCAUCCUUACUGUACAGAAAAAGAAAAUUACUUUUUUACCAAGUUUUCCAAAGACAGAAUAGGUCACAAAGCUUAAGGAAUUGAAUAUUCUUGCAGUGGACUAGACAACUUCAAAAUGAUGAGCCCAUUCCAGGAGGAAAACAGCUGGGAAUUCAGUUCGUCCAUGUGAAAUUGUUCUACAAUAAUCAAAACUCAAAACCUCAAGGCUCAGGAUCCCAUAGAUCAGAGCCUACCUUUUUGAUAAACUCUUAGUAAAGUCCUGGAGACUAGAAGCAAGAUAGUUUGUGACACAUAUGCUUCCCAAAAACUAGAAUAGAUUUUUAUUGAAUAGCGGGAUAUCUGAUGGUAUAUGUUUCUUAAAGGUCCAAAUGUAAUAAAUAAGUGGAAAAAAUG